Rhinolophus ferrumequinum (greater horseshoe bat) is the source of this 4701-nucleotide messenger RNA. RefSeq names its product myeloid leukemia factor 1 (gene MLF1). Gene Ontology annotation, cellular component: cytoplasm; nucleus. The record is from RefSeq and is a predicted model, not a curated record. The transcript has 8 exons. Lineage: Eukaryota; Metazoa; Chordata; Mammalia; Chiroptera; Rhinolophidae. Gene Ontology annotation, biological process: regulation of DNA-templated transcription. Bases 116 to 970 code for a protein of 284 amino acids.
GCGGUCGAGAGAGAACCGUCGACCGUGCGGGCAAGGCAAGCUCGAGUCGAGGCCGCGGCGAGUUACAUCGUUUUCCAAUCUGUCUGCGUCCGCCGCGGCUCGAGAGCGAGUUGGGAUGUUCGGGAUGCUGAGCAACGGUUUUGAGGAUGAUCCCUUCUUCUCUGAUUCUUUUGUUGCACACCGAGAAAGUAUGCGACAGAUGAUGAGAAGUUUUUCUGAACCUUUUGGAAGAGACUUGCUCAGCAUCUCUGAUAGUAGAGGAAGAGCUCAUAAUCAUACAGGACAUGAUGAUGGCGAAAAUUCCUUGACUGCAAUGAGUUCCCUUGUGCCUUUUGGCAGUUUUGGUGCUAUGCGUGCAGAUGUCACCCCUUUUCAGGCAAUGGACCGAAUGAUGUUAAAUAUGAGAAACAGUAUGCAAGAAUUACAAAGAAACUUUAGUCAUCUUUCAGUGGAUCCAAAUGCACAUUCAUUUAGUUCUUCCUCAGUUAUGACUUAUUCCAAAGUAGGAGAUGAACCACCAAAGGUUUUCCAGGCCUCCACUCAAACCCGUCGGGCUCCAGGAGGAAUAAAGGAAACUAGGAGAGCAUUGAGAGAUUCUGACAGUGGACUAGAAAAAAUGGCUAUUGGUCAUCAUCUUCAUGAUCGCGCUCAUGUCAUUCAAAAGUCAAAGAACAAGAAGACUGGAGAUGAAGAGGUCAAUCAAGAAUUCAUCAAUAUGAAUGAAAGCGAUGUUCAUGCUUUUGAUGACGAGUGGCAAAAUGAGGUUUUGAAGUACAAACCAGGGGGACCAUGGCGCAAUCUAGAAAACACUAGGAUGAGAAGUGUUGGUCAUGAGAAUUCAGGAUCCCGAGAACUUAAACGAAGGGAGAAACCUCAUCAAAAUCCAGCCACUGAACGUGGGAGAAGAUCAAAUGUUUUUGUGGACAAACUCAACGUCAAAGGAUCCCCUGUGAAAAUCAACAAAAAAUAAAUAGGCUUGCAUUUGUUUUGUUUAGUUUCAGUUGUUUUAACAGAGAAAGUAAUGGUGCUGGGUAAUACACAUAAGACCAAUCUCAUUGUUAAAUCAGUACUGUACUUAGAGACUUUAAUCUGAUAUCUCAGUGUUCUUGGAUGUGCUAGCUUUAUAUUGUCCCUACGUUAGCAAUAAAACAUUGAUUUUCGGCAAUGUGACAAAAUUGUUAAACAUUCUAUCAAACUCCCAGUCAUCCUCCUAUUGGCCACGUAUUCUUCUGUACACUCAAGAUUGAAUGUGGAGCUAGUUCAUCCUAUAUAAUUAGUUACAAGAAAGUGAAAUGUUAAAAAAUAGUAUCACUUUCCACUAACACUACACUAGAGUUAUGUUAAUGAAGGUCAUAAUCAUUUAGCUCAAAUCUUAUGUGUUAUGUAGCCAGGUAGCUUAAAGAUUUUUUUAAAAACAAAGCAAAACUAUACUAGUACUAUCGUAUGAGAAAUUAGUUAUCACUUUGAUAAAGAAAAUAAAGAAUCAAAUAGUUCAUUAGCAAAGAAAAAUUUUAAAUUGCUAAUAUACAUAAGUUUUCUUAUAGUUUCUUUAUACACUAUGUUCUUUUUUGUUCUCGCUUACAUUCUUAACAUUUAUCAGACUUUACGUUGACCUUUUUCUUUAACUUCUUAAGGUAGCAUAUUUCUGCUCUUCUUUUCCACAAACAGCUUAAUCUAUUUCCACAGUUAACAUUCUAAAGUUGGAGUGUCCUUGGAGAAACUCGGCUCAGCCUUUUUGUGACAUUUAGAAAAAUACAUUUGGUAUUCUGCAAACCUGAGUGAUUGAUUAUCUCAAAAUUUCUUAGACAGGUGAUAUGUGUGCUUGAGCAAGAUACUUAAUAAUUCAAUUGUUCCCUUUCUAAUUAUACCAUUUAAAAAUUCAGCUCUAGCAUUUUCUACUAGAAUUCAAGCAUUAAUCUGUUUUUAUAAAAGUUAGGUUUGAAGUUUAUUAGAAUAUAAAAAUCUGACCUCUUAAGUUUGUUGUUUCAAGGGGAAAAAAAGAACAGAAAACCCACUAUCACUCUAUAAUCCUUAUAUCUUCCUUUUUUAACUUCGGAAGUAGAAUUAUGUGGUUGUGCUUAUACUCAUCUAAUAUUCUAUAUCAUAUACUGUUAAUUUUAGUUGGUGUUUCAUGCUUUUAAUUAGUCACUAAAAUAAGAUGCAUAUGUGUUAAUUAAUUUUUAUAAUGGAAAUUGAGCAUGUAUUAAAGACGUUAAAUUUUUUCCUUUAUGUAUACUUUCGUGUUUUAGUAACAUAGUGGGAAAUUGUCAUAACGUGUGAAUUUUAAAGAACACUUUUGUAUAAAUUCACUUGAUAGAGCAAAACCAAGAGUAAACACUGUAAUUAUUUUCCUUUUGCCUAAAUCAUUACACUGGUAUCUUGAGUCAUUAUAUUCAAAUAUGAGAACACUUUAAUAAUUGUACUUAAAAUUGUAUAACUUCUGUGCAUCAUAUACUUAAAAUUGUAUAACUUCUGUGCAUCAUAUAGCAAUUAGAGAAUUUGUAGAUACUUUUUCCCUUCCAAUUUGCCUACCAUAGAAAUCAAAUAAAAACUAAACUAGAUAAUACACACACACACAAACACACACACACAUCUUAUCCCACAGUGCUUCCUAAGGAGGGGGCCACUUGACAUAUAGAGAUUAAAUGGCCAUUUUUUCUGUUGAUAUGGUGCUGAAAUUGACUGUUUUCAGAAUUUAUUUUUACCAUAAUGCUGAAGUCAACCAGUAUAAAAAAAAAGCUCUCUGUGCUUAUAGUUCAUAUAUUAUUUUUUCUUUAUGGACAACCAUUGAUCUUUCUGGAGUUGUGGGUCUUUGGGGAAUGCAAGGAUAUUAACAAUUUGGUGAAUGUGGCCUUGACAAUAAGGCCAAGUUUUGUAGUUAAGCUCUUUGACACUUCAGAGAAUUUCCUGGUUCUGGCAGUCUCAGCGACAGGUUUUCAUUACUCUAUUUUUGUGACUACAUUGUCCUUUUUCUGUUGCAGGGCAGUGGCAGGAGCACGUUGGAAUCAGAUGGUGCCCUGCGUGUAGCAGUGUGAUGGUGUUUGGAGGUGGGGCCUUUGGGAGAUGAUUGUGUCACGAGGGUGGAAACCUCAUGAAUGGAAUUAGUGCCCUUUAUAAAAGAGACCCCAGAGAGCUCCCUUACCUUUCUUCCAUGGGAAGACAGAGUGAAGCUGGCUGCCUUUGAACCUACAAGUGGGAUCUCACCAGACAUGGAAUCUCCUGGCAAUUUGCUUUCAGACUUGCUAGCCCCCAGAACUACGUGAAAUAAAUUUCUAUUGUUUAUAAGCCACCCAGUCUAUGGUACUUUUGUUACAGCAACCUGAAUGAAUGAAGACAAUCAUCUUAGGCUGAUCAGGCUAGGACACUGGAAAUUCUACUGAGGCUCAACCUAGACCCUUACUGUAGUGAAUGGGACCUUCAAUUUGGUUGUAAUGUUCGUAUCUGAGACCUCUUGAGGCCCCUCUGUCCCUGAUUACAUGAGUUUUGCAGUAAGUCUGCAUUCUGAUGAUCUCUUUGGCACCAAUGUAAUUCUUGUUACUGUCUCCUGGGGUUUGGAGGCUCUGAUCAGGCUUUGUUGUCCUCUGGUGAAUUUGGCUUUAAACACCAUCCAUCUUCUGUCUGCUUGCCCACCAUCUAUUACUUGUACAUGAAAACUUUCCUCAGUCUUGUCUGUGUAUGAGAAGUUUGCUUUGGGAAAGAAGACCUCUAUCCACCCAUAUUGCCUUUUAACCAUGUUUCUCACGUCAGUUGUCAGCCUGAGACAGACAUAGCAAUGUUUUACAUUUGUUAGAACAUCAGGCUGUUUUUCACGGGUUUGUCAGCUAACAGAUUUGCACUACUUUCUGGCAAAAGUUGAGCAAGGAAUUGUAUGUCCUGACCACUUUGGGGAACUUGGACAUGUUGAAGAAGACUUUCGCUUGAGAGGCACCUUAGAAGACAGCACCAAAAAAACAACAAAAUCUCAGGAGAAGAGAGUCUUCGUGUCGUCUAAAAAGACCGCUUGGUUUAUGUAGAAGACUGCUCACCUUUCAGGGCUUUUUAACUGUAUGGCUUAUAUUUAAACUCCUCUCUCCUUAAAGAGGGAAGGUAAUUAGCCUUUUACAUGAGCACUUUAAUUUUUGCAUUAUUAAAUUAAUUAAACAAGGAGGCCAUUAGACAGGUGGCUUUAAAGCUUUUAGGAGCCCCUGUGAGCAAAGCAAAACCUAACUAAGCCUGUGAUGCUUCAAGGUUAAGAAAUUGAAACUAAAAGACACCUAAUCACAAACAGCCAAUCAGACUUUCCCAAGCAAGGCAACUGCUUAACAUCAUAGCCAAAGAAUUUCCUUGCUUUGCUUCUGCUGCUUCUCUGUAAAAGUCUAUUUCCUAGCUCCCCUAGCCGGAGCGCUCUUAACCACUUCUGGGCUAGUGCUGCCCUAUUUGAAUCGAUUUUGCUCUAACUCACACUUUUUAAUAUACCUCAGUUUAUCUUUUAACAGUAUAAAACUAGCUCUAGUUAACCCUUAUUCCUGUUCCUAUCUUUUCUUCCCACUUCAAAAAUUUUAAAGAUAAGUUCAGAAAAAAAAAUCAUUCUGUUGAAUGUGCAGUCUAGGACUAUCUAGUCCAAAUAAACAGUCCAAAGUGUCUAAGAGAAAAAGGCAAACUAUUUGUGCUGCUUUUGGAUAAAAUGUGGACAAGUGAAAAUGAAAAUAAUAGCCUUUGUUA